AUGGUCAAUUGUCUCGACGAUGCCAUGAGUACACCUCCUUCUGAGACAUUCGAACCAAGCACAAGCCCAGCUGUAGCUGUUUACCAGGACACUCUUUACGACGUUUGGAACAGCUCGGCAGCUAACGGCACCUUAAGAUAUACCUAUGUCAAUAAAGCAACGAAUGCAUUUGUCCAACCAAAAAUUCUCACUGCAGGUGGACUUUCUAUUCGAAGCCAGACGAGCCCGGCCAUGGUUGAGUUCAAUGGAUUGCUUUACUUGUUCUUCAACGGUUCUGGUCUAAAUGGCACAUGGAUGACGACCUUUAAUAGGAAUGUCUGGGCCGAUGUCAGUCCGGUUACCUCUAAUCUUGGAGGAAACUUUAUGGAUCGCACAAGCCUUGCCAUUUUUGUCUCUGACGACAAAAGAGUGUUGACUCUUCUCUGGUACGGAAGCGGAAGCAAUGGCACAUGGUAUACCACUACCACGAACGGAAUAACAUGGUCGAAUCAAGUUGGUCUAAAUGACGGCCAAGUACUCAUGGCUGGGAGUAGCCCUUGUGGCAUUGACUACCAUGGACGACCAUACAUAUUCUUUGUUGGUGGAGAUGGGAACUUGUGGAACUAUAACGGGGUCAUAUUAUAUUCUACACUUACUGAGCCCAAGUAUUCUUUGGCCAUGGACGCCUUCCUCAAGGGAAAUGAUUUCGCAUUCGUGGCUCAAGACGAUGCCACAGUCAAAUAUCUCGAGGCCCAGUUCCCGAACGGAUCGGUCAUUAUUCAGAAUCCUUCAAGCUCUCCAAAUGUCAUUCAGAGCGCAAACCCCAGAAACCAGACAGUUGCGGGUAAUGCAAACUGGAUAAACCUUUGGCACUAUUUCUACAAUGGGAGCCCUAGUGCUAUCCCCAGGGAAGCCGUCAGCCUAUUGGCUCUUGCUACCCUUGCUUUCAACUUAAAUUAUCUUAUUAGCAUCAACACCAACUCUCAGACGAGAGUUUCGCCCAGACUUAUUUUUCGCCGGAUCCCCCCGAACAAAAGCUAA
Fusarium odoratissimum NRRL 54006 is the source of this 1020-nucleotide messenger RNA. RefSeq lists its product as uncharacterized. Lineage: Eukaryota; Fungi; Ascomycota; Sordariomycetes; Hypocreales; Nectriaceae. The record is from RefSeq and is a predicted model, not a curated record. The coding region runs from base 1 to 1020 and encodes 339 amino acids. The transcript has a single exon.